ACAUGUAAUAUGUGAGUUAUUUACAUUAAAAUAAUCAUUCCUUCAGUGUAGAAACAUGCGGAGGUAACACUGCGCGUAUUUAUUUAUUAGUUUAUAAAAAUUAUAAUAAAAGCCCAAUGUCGGUAAUUUUGGGAGGAGCUGUGAAAUUAUACCAAUAUCUUAAUGAUGACAUUGCAGACCCUAGGACUCAAGAAUGGUUCCUCAUGAGAUCACCAUGGGCGGGACUAGCCAUACUAUCAAUUUAUCUGAUGUCAGUACUCAAAUGGCUGCCCAACUUUAUGAGCAAGCGGCCCGCCUACGAGCUACGGUCAAUUAUUGUGAUUUAUAACAUAAUACAAAUGUUUGGUUGUGCGUACGUGUUCUACCAAAGUAUGAAACUGGGUUGGCUGAGUCACUACAAGCUGGUCUGUCAGCCGCCAGACGAGGAGCCGCAUAGCGUGGACUACGCAUGGCGUGUUUGUUACGGUUAUUUUGUACUCAAACUCAUGGAUCUCCUUGAUACGGUUUUCUUCGUAUUAAGAAAAAAACAAAACCAAGUAUCAUUCCUACACGUGUACCAUCACUUUGGAAUGGUCGCAGUUUCUUGGGGCAUGGUUAAAUGGUUGCCAGGUGGUCACGUUAUUCUGGUUACUCUGAAUUCGUUCGUACACGUAAUCAUGUACAUGUACUAUCUCCUCACGAUCUGGGACAAAUCAUUUAAGAAAUCCAUCUGGUGGAAGAAAUAUGUCACACAAAUUCAAAUUUUGCAAUUCACAUUACUACUGGCGCAUUUCAUAGUGCUGACUUUUAUGAAAGAUUGCAAUUACCCUCGAGAGCCGGCCUACCUUCUAAUUCCACAGAACUUAUUUAUGGUCAUACUUUUCUUAGAUUUCUACUACCGAUCGUACAUAAAGCCUCCCCAGAAGAAUGCUUAGAUCAACAUAUUGAACUUGAUGCGUUAUGUAUUUAAGUAAAUAAAAAAAUAUAAUUUUCAACUCA
Messenger RNA from Manduca sexta (tobacco hornworm), 978 nucleotides. Its product is annotated as elongation of very long chain fatty acids protein. Lineage: Eukaryota; Metazoa; Arthropoda; Insecta; Lepidoptera; Sphingidae. Gene Ontology annotation, cellular component: endoplasmic reticulum membrane. Gene Ontology annotation, biological process: very long-chain fatty acid biosynthetic process; fatty acid elongation, monounsaturated fatty acid; fatty acid elongation, polyunsaturated fatty acid. The record is from RefSeq and is a predicted model, not a curated record. Gene Ontology annotation, molecular function: fatty acid elongase activity.